GCAGGAGGCAUAAAUGAUCUCAUCAGAGCUAGAGCCGCGUUGCUCUGUUCCGCAAGUCCCAUCCGAACUAUGCGGCGUUUGCGCAGCUACAGCCCACUACUUUGCUUCCUAGCUGCUAUACAACUCAUUUUCGCCGAGAUACGUUUCCAGUGGCUUGCUGUCCGCCAGCUCCUAGACCGUUUGACCGUCAACUUGGAACACUCAGACCGCAAAUCUUUAUACAUGAUGGCUCCGUUUUCUGGCACACCAAAUGCAUCACUGCCUUUCAAUUUAAACCUCCUUAAACUUACCCUCGCCUACGCACGGUCUAUGCAGCUCCAACAUCAUACACCACAUUCACGGCUACAACGCCAAACACCAAACGCCAACGUCCUCAGCCCGCCCCCGGCUGCUCUGCAUUGCAUCGCAUGGCAGCUUAAACCACCUAACCUCAUUCAAGCCUACAUGAUGCAGCUCAUGUUCGUUGUGAUUCUCUCCAAUGCCCGCCCGUCAGGCUUGUAUGACCAGACAACUCCAUACCAGGCUCACACACCUCGUUUUGAGGCCCCCGAUAUCAAUAGGCAUUUAACAGAAUGGACUGUCUUGAAGCAACGUACAUUGCAACAGGUGUCUGCAGUAUAA
Colletotrichum godetiae is the source of this 621-nucleotide messenger RNA. RefSeq lists its product as uncharacterized. Bases 70 to 621 code for a protein of 183 amino acids. The record is from RefSeq and is a predicted model, not a curated record. The transcript has a single exon. Lineage: Eukaryota; Fungi; Ascomycota; Sordariomycetes; Glomerellales; Glomerellaceae.